Punica granatum (pomegranate) is the source of this 1079-nucleotide messenger RNA. The record is from RefSeq and is a predicted model, not a curated record. NCBI's taxonomy places the organism in Eukaryota, Viridiplantae, Streptophyta, Magnoliopsida, Myrtales, Lythraceae.
AUGAUCAGUCAGUCAGUCAGUCUUCUUCAUCCCUUCCAGUGCCAUAUUCUUUCUCACCGUCUUGGAUCUUCGAUGGCCUCUCACACCAUUAGCAUCUCUUCUCCUCUGCCAACUUCCUCUUCCCUUCGCUCAAUCGCCUCUGGCUCCUACCGGACCAACCGUAACCUCUCUUUCUGCAACCAUCUCAGGCCUUCCUUCCACUUCCACAUUUCCCUCGAUCCCCACCGCACCGCCCGACUUCGGCCCCCGACCGUCUCCGCUGCUCUGAAGAACUUAUCCGAGUCGGAGCCGGUCGCCGUUCCGACCGAUCCCCAGGAGGUUCCGGCCAAGUUCCCGCCCGAUUCCGGCGUCUAUGCGGUUUACGACAGUAAUAAUGACCUUCAGUUCAUUGGCAUGUCCCGGAACAUUGCCGCAAGCGUAGCUGGUCACCGUAACUCUCUUCCGGACCUCUGCUGCUCCGUCAAGGUCGGGGUGGUAGACGAAGCCGAUCGAGCCGUUUUGACCGAGGCAUGGAAGUCGUGGAUGGAGGAACACAUCAGAACGACCGGGAACGUCCCACCAGGCAACCAAUCGGGAAACUCCACGUGGGUGCCUGCCCGUCAACAGGCUCCUCGGAAGAAGCCCGACCUCCGCCUCACCCCGGGCCGCCACGUCCAGCUGACUGUGCCACUAGAGGAUCUCAUCGACAGGCUAGUAAAGGAGAACAAGGUGGUGGCCUUCAUAAAGGGAUCGAGGAGCGCCCCACUGUGCGGGUUCUCCCAGCGAGUGGUCGGGAUCCUCGAGAGCGAAGGGAUCGACUACGAGAGCAUCGACGUGCUCGAUGAGGAGUACAACUACGGGCUGAGGGAGACUCUGAAAAGGUACAGCAACUGGCCCACGUUCCCGCAAAUUUUCGUGAACGGGGAGCUCGUCGGCGGGUGUGAUAUAUUGACUUCCAUGUAUGAGAAGGGCGAGCUUGCUGGUAUGUUAAAGAAAUGACUGUAAAAUACCAUCUUUUGUAAUUUUAGAAAUGAAGGUUUUAGAGUUGGAUCGUUAACAUGUGCCGUCUUUGGUCGUUAUUCAAUUGCCUAUUAAGAUUA